Molecule: messenger RNA, 1827 nt
Organism: Exophiala dermatitidis NIH/UT8656
Lineage: Eukaryota; Fungi; Ascomycota; Eurotiomycetes; Chaetothyriales; Herpotrichiellaceae
Product: D-arabinono-1,4-lactone oxidase
Exons: 1
Coding region: 1-1827 (608 amino acids)
Cellular component (GO): mitochondrion; membrane
Molecular function (GO): D-arabinono-1,4-lactone oxidase activity; FAD binding
Source: RefSeq, a predicted model, not a curated record
AUGGAUUGGGCGGCCCCAAAUCUUCCGCAAACCAAACCCAACACCUCGGCCGUAUCCGACGGCCCCACCGGCAAUAUCCAUCUUGACCCUCAAGUACAGCGAGAAUUGGCCCGUCUGGCCGAUUCGAUUCCAUUCCGGCCGAAAGCGCGGUAUUUGCAUCAUACAUGGGCUCAGACCUUCUUCUCCCGGCCAGAACUAUACUUCCAACCGGCAUCUGUACCAGAGCUGCAGAAGAUAGUCACGCUCGCACGAAGGUGCCGCAGACGCCUAUGUGUGACCGGGUUCGGACAUUCACCCUCUGAUCUGACAUGCACAUCUUCUUGGCUCAUCAACCUCGACAAUCUCAGCGAGGUGCUAGAAGUUGAUGUCGACAAUACACCUGGACUUACUCGCUUCCAGGCCGGCAUCUCGCUACAUAACCUCAACCUUGCACUCGCCAAGCAUGGCUAUACUCUACCGAACUUGGGCUCCAUCGACGUCCAGUCCGUGGCGGGAGUAAUAUCGACGGGGACGCAUGGCUCGAGUCUCAAGCACGGGUUGAUAUCCGAAUCCAUCACCUCGUUGACGAUUCUGCUAUCAAACUCCCAAUUAGUCACGUGUUCCGCGACUAAGAACCCGCAACUCUUCAGGGCAGCGCUCCUUUCGCUGGGCUCGCUGGGUGUUAUCGUCGAGAUUACAUUGCAGGCCGUGCCGGACUUCAAUGUGUCAUGGUCGCAGUCUCUUCAUUCCCUUGCAUCCGUGCUGGACUCGUGGGACAAAGAUCUCUGGACUUCCGAAGAAUUCACCCGUGUCUGGUGGCUGCCUUAUCUUCGCCGUGCAGUCGUCUGGCGUGGCUCCAAAACCGAUGCUCCCACUCGGCCACCAAAUACCACCUUUUACGGCGGCGCGGUCGGAUAUUACGUCUACCACAACCUGCUGUAUCUGUCCAACAUGGUCCCACGCAUUCUUCCCUGGAUUGAAUGGUUUGUGUUUGGCAUGCAGUAUGGCUUCAAGCCGGGCAGGUUUGUCAUGUCGGCCGUCCAACCUGCCCGGGAAGGGUUGUUGAUGGAUUGCCUGUACUCGCAGUUUGUGAAUGAGUGGGCUCUCCCGCUGUCCAAGGGACCUGAGGCCAUUAAGAGACUCUCUGCCUGGAUCAACCAUGAAGACGAAUCUAAACACGGUAUCCCAGUUUCCAGUAAAGGAAUCUGGGUCCACUGUCCCGUCGAAGUGCGCGUCACCCACACCGCUAGGACCGUGCCUAAUGCCUCUGGUGUCAGACCGUAUCUCGAUCCUACGGUCAAGGAUGAACCUACAUUGUAUCUGAAUGCAACCUUGUAUCGACCUUAUGGUCGUGACCCGCCUUGUCACGAGAGAUACUAUCAGGCCUUUGAGUACUUGAUGGAAGAACUGGGUGGUCGACCUCAUUGGGCCAAGAACUUUUUGGCCACCAAGGAGCAGAUCGGCGGUAUGUACGGUCAAGACAUGGUGGAGUUCCUCAAAGUUCGCGACGAGAGUGAUCCCGAAGGCAUGUUUUUGGGAGAAUGGCAUAAGAGAACUCUCCCGUUGAGUUUGGGGUCUUGGGAGGGCAACAAAGAGAAACCCAAAUUCAGCUUGAUGGAAGAGGAAGUUCGUCGAUCCAAGAAAGGUCUUGGUUGGGGUUUUGGUGAUGGCUUGCUGUGGGAAGGGCGUGUUGUGGAUGGAUUGAGUGUUCCAAAGGAUGAUGAGGGUGUCUUUGAAGAUAACGCAAAGGCGAGCGAUGAUGCCCCGAGCCCUCCUGUUACAACGACGAGCGAGGAAUCGUUCGAUUACAUGGCCAAGGGUGAGGCUAGCGUUUACGCGGAAAAAUAG